AGGAGGCAAGUGCUGCUGUCUGAGGAGGAGAAGAGGAGGCAGCUGAAAAUAAAGAUAAACAUCGCAUACUUCAUUGCGAAAGAAGAAGAACCUUUCGGCAAAUUUGGGCCGCUUAUCAGACUCCACCACAAAAACGGAGUUGACAUUAAUCCCACAUAUGACAAUGAUGUAAGAUGUACGGAGAUGAUCGGUCAAAUUGCUAACAUAAUUAGGAGAGCCUGUCAGCGAAGCUGAAAGCCGCAAAGUAUAUUGCCGUUCUAAUAGACGGAGACACUGAUAUAUCCAACACCGAAUGCGAGAUUGUCUACGUACGCUUGUUGGAGGAUGGGAAGCCAGUCAAUCUCUUGGUUGGACAACAGACCCUUGAGUACUCUCAUGCCAUUGGUGUUUUGGAUGCCACCAAGGCCACAUUUCGUGCUGUUUGCCCAGAGGAAGAUGGAGGGUCAUGGAUGAAGAAGUGCAUCUCCUUCGGGGCAGAUGGUGCCUCCAUAAACAUGGGCCACCGUGGGGGAGUGAUUGCCCACCUGCAGAGAGAGGCAGGGGGGCAUAUAAUCCCAAUCCACUGUAUGCCACAUAGAUUAGAGCUGGCAAUACUGACCAUCCAGAAAAAAGAGCCAAAGGCAUCUGUCGUGUACGAUCUUCUGAAUCUGAUAUGGAAGACGUAUCACUUCAGCGGAAAAUCCAAACGAGAGCUCUAUGUUCUCGGACAAGAGCUCGGUGUGGAUAUUUGCACACCAUCUAGCGUCAAGGGAACUCGCUGGAUCCCCCAUGUCCACAGAGCCCUCAAAGUGUUCCUACGACAUGGACAAGACAAGGACCUUGGAUGGAUCCCCCAUGUCCACAGAGCCCUCAAAGUGUUCCUGCAGCAUGGACAAGACAAGGACCUUGGAUGGAUCCCCCAUGUCCACAGAGCCCUCAAAGUGUUCCUACGGCAUGGACAAGACAAGGACCUUGGAUGGAUCCCCCAUGUCCACAGAGCCCUCAAAGUGUUCCUGCAGCAUGGACAAGACAAGGACCUUGGAUGGAUCCCCCAUGUCCACAGAGCCCUCAAAGUGUUCCUGCAGCAUGGACAAGACAAGGACCUUGCCACUGACGAAGGCCAGUACUCCGUUGUUCUGCAGCACAUGGAGCACCUGGCAGUAGCAUCAACAACAGCGGAAGUUCAAGGGCGGGCAAAGAAGGGAAUAACACUGAAGGGGGAUCUGAAAGGCUUCACGGACCUCACCAAUCCCCAGCUGAAGCAGCAUAUUGAGGCGGCCAUCAACAUCGGCGUGGAUGAUUUCAAAGCCAGGUUUGGUGGUUUGCUGAAGGAUGCGGGUGUCCAGACCCCAGUGGAGUCUUUCAGAGUGCUAAACCCUGACACAUGGCCAGAAGACCAGGCCAGCCUUCUCACCUUUGGCGAUGAUGGUGUGGCAUACCUGAUGAGGCAUUUCAAGGAGCCUCUAGAGAGCUAAGAAUUUAUUUUACACUGCAUUGCCAUAUGAGACAAUGUUAUGUUUGCAUAUUUGCAAACUCACUUGUGCUGUUCAAUCCUGCAGAUCGGGGUGCAACAUGGCUGCAAUCCAGGAUGAGUGGCAGGGGCUGAAAAUCCUGGUCAGCCACAAUUUCAAGGACAAGUCCUACAGUGGCUUGUGGGAGACCAUAUUGACAAAGGACCACUACAUGCACGAUUACAAGGUAGACUAACAGUCCUGAGUGGUUAUGUAUGGUAUCCUAUGGUUGGUUUUGAUAAGUUAAUGGUAAGAGUUUAAAUGAAAUUGAAAGAUAUAUUUUCCAUGGAACAUACUGGAGUUGGUGCAGCUUAUGCUGGUGCUGCCCAUUUCAGCCGCCCAGUGUUAAUGGUAAGAGUUUAAAUGAACCGGAUUAAGAAUUCAACAAGAAGCUGCCUUGGGGUCUCCACCACCGAAGACCUGAUGAGGAUCAGCCUGGAGGGGCCUUCUGUCGAGGAGUUCGAUCCCACUCCUGCCGUGGACCGCUGGCUGACCUCUAAGCGUGCCAGACGGCCAACAUACAAAAGCAGCUGGAAAACUGAUAUCCUUUACGUCUAGUAGGCUUUGGUCAAUGUGUGAUUUUGGUGGUAUGUGCUGUUCCACAGAUGUGUGUCCCUUAGUACACGCACACACACUCACACACGCAGUAUAAAUAUGUAUGUAAUAAAUUGGUUGUUAAUAAAUUCUGUUCCAUUUUU
This is a messenger RNA of Salmo salar (Atlantic salmon), 2188 nucleotides long. Lineage: Eukaryota; Metazoa; Chordata; Actinopteri; Salmoniformes; Salmonidae. The record is from RefSeq and is a predicted model, not a curated record.